Molecule: messenger RNA, 1865 nt
Organism: Hyla sarda
Lineage: Eukaryota; Metazoa; Chordata; Amphibia; Anura; Hylidae
Gene: CIDEC
Product: cell death inducing DFFA like effector c
Exons: 8
Coding region: 530-1303 (257 amino acids)
Biological process (GO): apoptotic process; regulation of apoptotic process
Source: RefSeq, a predicted model, not a curated record
CCCUGGUUGGGAAACACUGUAUUAGGACAUGGCUGUGAAAGCUGACAUCUAUACAGCAUGGGUGGGGGAGGCCCAUAAACCAUGGAAUGUGUGUGGCCAACCAGCAAUGCCCUGUACUCCGGUUUAUUUCCACACUGCUAAGAGGAGUUGCAAUUGCAGCAUUGACCUGAUGUCACUCUAUACAGUAGAGCAGUCUGGGUAAAGGGGAGUGAGACUCUCAUCAUACAUGAUAUGUUCCUAAAGGAUCAGUAUGUGGCUGCCCUGGUGAAGGUGAGGAGCAGCAGCAUCUGCAGGAACACUCAAAUUACAGAUCUGGCGCCACUUAUCACAGGAAAAAUAAUAUCAGAAUGGAAACAUCAAGGGUUUGAUGGAGAGUUUCUACAGAAGUCAAAUUGUCAAGAGAGGACCUUGUACCCAUAACUUAUAUGGUCACCCUGAGUUUGGUGAUGUCACUGAUGAUCUGACAGGACAAGGUGCACAAGGCAGGAUAUAAGGGAACUGACACCCGGGCCCUUAGUACUUUCCCUGGAUGCUACAUACUGAGACUCCUGAUACCAUGGCAAAUCAAUCAGAGGAAAUUGUCCUGACAAAGAUGGAAUAUGCCAAGAAGUCUCUGAGUCUUCUCUCUCCUAAGUCUCUGUCCAAGUGUGUCUAUGUCAGCGCUACAAUGACUCAACAAUUCCUUACCCGGCCAGUAUCCAAACCAAGGCCCUUUAGGGUAUGCAACUGUGACCGAAGCAUCAGAAAGGGCAUUGUGGCCGACAGUCUGGAAGAUCUGCUUAACAAGACCCAGGAUGGCCUGCUCAUGGGUGAAGCUAUCACACUGGUUCUGGAGGAAGAUGGCACCGGUGUGGACACUGAAGACUUUUUCCAGUCUUUAGACAGUGGUGCGGUAUUCAUGGCUCUUGGGAAAGGACAGAAGUGGAAGCCAUCUCAUAAUGCUGGCUACCAUAUUUGUCUGACCAACAAGCCUCAGCGGAAGGUUGACGUGGCACGCAUUAGCUUUGAUCUGUAUAAGAAUGAUCCUCAGGACUUCAUUGGGUGUCUGAAUGUCAAGGCCACUCUGUACGGGACCUACUCUGUGUCUUAUGACCUGCAGUGCUACAGCGCAAAAAGAAUAAUGAAGGAAGCCUUACGCUGGACACUGUUCACUAUGCAGGCCACCGGUCACGUCCUCCUUGGCACUUCAUGUUAUAUGCAGCAGAUCAUGGAGCCCAGCAAUAAUACUGUUCCUGAGGAGGAAAAACCAUCAGCUGCUCUUAGAGACUUCAUACCUUUCUACUCUCGCAGGAUGCUCCAGUAACUCAUACCUAUAAUAUAGGGAAGAAAAGGCGUUACUGACAUUUAAGCCUGGGCAAACCUCUCACUCCAUAGAAAUAACUUGUUCUAGUGAUGCAAAAUAUUCAAGAAUUGUGGGUGAGAGGAACCUUUAUGGGCACACUAAUACUGUAUUGGCCUAAUGUUAUCACUUAUUAAACUUGGAAAUGACAACUACUAAGUAAAGGUUGGCCUAAUAUGGUAAGAAAGGAAUGAAGUUUGCUAGAUGGCGCCAUUGGAGACACCCAAAAGUUACCUGGCACUUAUCACUCUUUGAACUGACUUCUGCAAAGGCUUAGGGGCGGUGAGCUUUAUAAAUCUGAUUAAUAAUACAUGCUAAAAUGGGUAAUAGGAUGGCGUAGGUGCUGCCAUGCUAUAUUUCUCCUAUGGUAGUUCUUUACCAAUUUAGCUGUGCCCUUUUGUCUGACAGACUGGUUGCUAUAGAUAAAUUGCAAAACAGAGUUGCUAAUCUAAUUUCUUUUUAUUCCUUAGGAACUUUUUACUCCGAAGAAAAAGAAUACUAGUACAAAAGUAUCAUAUGAAAAUGU